Molecule: messenger RNA, 1096 nt
Organism: Elaeis guineensis (African oil palm)
Lineage: Eukaryota; Viridiplantae; Streptophyta; Magnoliopsida; Arecales; Arecaceae
Product: BOI-related E3 ubiquitin-protein ligase 1
Molecular function (GO): ubiquitin-protein transferase activity
Source: RefSeq, a predicted model, not a curated record
GCCACCCAAUCCCUACAGGAACUUUGCGCGCGCCGAUGGACAGGCUACCGGGCCAAUCGCCUUCUUCAGCCCCACGAGCCUCCCCGAUCAAUCCCACCCUUCCUUCGUUCAUGUGGUGGGACUCGCCCCGGGCUCCGUUCCGACGGCUGAUGGGGGAUCGAACUGGUGGGAGCCGAGGAGGAAAAAGGUCAAGGAGCAGGACUUCCUGGAGAACUCGCAGAUAUCGUCCAUCGAUUUCCUGCAGACCGGGUCGGUGUCCACUGGCCUGGGGUUGUCAUUGGAUGAUCGGAGGGUGGCGGCUUCCUCUGGGGAUUCGUCGCUACUCCUUCUUCCUAUGAUUGAUGAUGACAUUGAUCGAGAGAUUGAGAGGAUGGAUGCUGAGAUAGACCGCUUCAUCAAGAUCGAGGUGGAACGUCUGAGGCAAUCAAUAUUGGAGAAGCUUCAGGCAAAACAAUUCCAGACAUUGGCUAAUGUUGAGGACAGCAUCCACAGGAAAAUACGAGAAAAAGAAGCAGAAGUCGAGGAGAUCAAUAAGCGGAACAUGGAGCUUGAGGAACAGAUGAAACAGUUAGCCAUGGAUGUUGGUGCAAUGCAGCAUCGUGCCAAGUACAACGAGAAUAUGAUUACUCACCUCAAGUAUAGUCUCGAUCAGGUGUAUGCCCAGAGGAGGGACAACAAAGAAGGGUGUGGUGAUAGUGAGGUAGAUGACACAGCCUCUUGCUGCAAUGGUGGGGUCAUCAAUUUUCAGCUUACGUGCAAGGAGAACAAGAAUUUGAAGGAGUCGAUGGCUUGUAAGAUAUGCAGAGUCAAUGAAGCAUGCAUGCUUUUGUUGCCCUGCCGACAUCUUUGCUUGUGCAAGGAGUGUGAGAAUAAGCUCAGUUUCUGCCCUCUGUGUCAGUCCUCAAAGUUUAUUGGCAUGGAGAUUUAUAUGUAAUGAUAAUAUUGUUACAAUGGAAAUCCAUUUCAUCCAUUAGCUAUACCCUUAAUCAUAAUUGACUGCUUGCUGUGAAUAUCUGUGAGACUCAAAGAACUUUCAAUGAAUAUGCGAUACAUGUACCAUUUCUUCAAUUUUAAUGUCAUACUGUAAUGUGCUUUA